This is a messenger RNA of Eucalyptus grandis, 677 nucleotides long. RefSeq names its product pathogenesis-related protein 1. Lineage: Eukaryota; Viridiplantae; Streptophyta; Magnoliopsida; Myrtales; Myrtaceae. Bases 29 to 526 code for a protein of 165 amino acids. The transcript has a single exon. Gene Ontology annotation, cellular component: extracellular region. The record is from RefSeq and is a predicted model, not a curated record.
CUUUGCCAACCUUUAAGGUCUCCCCAAUAUGAGUUCCCGUAUGAGUGUUCCUCUCCAUAUCAUUUUCCUCGUCGCACUAGCCCUGGCGCUGAUCCCUCUGUCCAUCGCCCAGGACUCUCCCCAAGACUACGUCGCCGCCCACAACGCGGCCCGCUCUCAGGUCGGUGUCGGCCGAAUCACUUGGGACGAGCGGGUUGCUGGCUAUGCCAGGGAUUAUGCUAAAAAGCACGCCAGGGAUUGCACACGGCUGGUUCACUCAGGCGGACCCUAUGGGGAGAAUCUCGCGUGGGCUUCCCCUGAUCUCACCGGCACGAGAGCGGUGAACAUGUGGGUUGGGGAGAAGCCGUACUACAACUACAAUUCCAACUCGUGCGCGUCAGGAAAGGUCUGCGGACAUUACACUCAAGUGGUGUGGCGCAACUCGGUUCGGCUUGGAUGCGCGAAGGCCAAGUGUGCAACGGGCGGUACUUUGGUCACUUGUAACUAUGAUCCUCCCGGCAACUAUGUAGGUCAGAAGCCUUAUUGAAAAAGAACUUGUAUCUUGGAUGAUGAACAAUCAUGUCAAAAUAAUGCCCUAUUAGGAUGAGGCAAGAGCUUUAUACGCAUCAAAAUUCAAUAAAGUCAUGUGAAUGAUGAAGGCAAAUCUAUUUGCCGAUUAAGUUUUUCUCUUUCAAUAA